Molecule: messenger RNA, 1548 nt
Organism: Bufo gargarizans (Asiatic toad)
Lineage: Eukaryota; Metazoa; Chordata; Amphibia; Anura; Bufonidae
Product: gastrula zinc finger protein XlCGF17.1-like
Exons: 2
Coding region: 2-1096 (364 amino acids)
Source: RefSeq, a predicted model, not a curated record
CAUGAUGGAGGAACACCAGCCUCUUAUAUCACAAGAAAAUCCCAGUAAGAAUUCUGAUGAGAACAUCAUGUUAUCACAAAUUUAUAAAGCAGAAGAUGAAGAUAUCAUGCAGCGCUCUUCAGAAGAAAAUGUCAAUGUACAUUUAGGACUUCACAGUACAGAUCUGUUAUAUAAUCCCCCUAAUCAUGAGGAACCUUCUCCUGACCGAUCACUGAUUGUUACCACAAGUACAGGUUUAGAAGGGGGUAAAAGGUUCCAGUGUGGUAAAGAGUUUUCAGAAAUCUCAGGCAUUUCUACAUACAGAAGAAUUCACAGACGUGAGAAACCAUAUUCAUGUUCAGAAUGUGGGAAGUGCUUUACAGAGACGUCAAAUCUUCUUAGACAUGAGAGAAGUCACAUAGGAAAAAAAACGUAUUCAUGUUCAGAAUGUGGAAAAUACUUUAUGGAUAAACCAAGUCUUUUUAUUCAUGAGAAAAGUCACACAAGAGAGAAACCACAUUCAUCUACACAAUAUGGGAAAAGUUUUACACAAACAUCAGACCUUGUUGCCCAGGAGAGAAUUCACACAGUAGAGAAGCCAUAUUCAUGUUCAGAAUGUGAUAAGUGUUUUACAGUGAAAUCAAAUCUUCUUAGACAUAAAAAAAUUCACACGGGAGAAAAACCAUAUUCAUGUUCAGAAUGUGGGAAAUGUUUUGCACAAAAAUCAGAUCUUGUUAAACAUGAGAGAGUUCACACAGGUGAGAAGCCGUAUUCAUGUUCAGUAUGUGGGAAGCGCUUUACAGAGAAAUCAAAUCUUGUUACACAUGAGAAAAUUCACACAGGAGAAAAGCUGUAUUCAUGUCCAGAUUGUGGGAAGUGCUUCAUAGAGAAAUCAAAUCUCCAUAGACAUGAGAGAAGUCACACAUGUGAGAAACCAUAUUCAUGUUCAGAAUGUGGAAAAUGCUUUAUAGAUAAACCAAGUCUUGUUAUUCAUGAUAGAAUUCACACAGGAGAGAAGCCAUAUUCUUGUUCAGAAUGUGGGAAGGGCUUUACAGUGAAAUCAAAUCUUCGUACACAUGAGAGAAGUCACACAGGAAAAAAAACGUAUUCAUGUUGAGAAUGUGAAAAAUCUUUUACACAUAAAUGCAGUCUUGUUAGUCAUGAGAGAAUUCACACAAUGGAAAAGCCAUACUCUUGCUCAGAAUGUAGGAAGUGCUUUACAAAUAAAUCUCAUCUUGUUACACACGAGAAACAUCACACAACAGAGAAAACAUACUCCUGUUCAGAAUGUGGGAAAUGUUUUAAACAAAAAUCAAAUCUUGUUACGCAUGAGAGAAUUCACACAGGAGAGAAGCCCUAUUCAUGUUCAGAAUGUGGGAAAAGUUUUACAGAUAAGUCAAAUCUGGCUAUACAUGAGAGAAGUCUCACACACGAGAGAAGCUAUUUUCGUGCUCCGAAUGUGGGAAAUGUUUUAUAUCUAAAGCAGGGUGGAUUUGAUUUAAAUCAAACCGAUUUUAAAUCACGAUUAAGGUCAGGAUUAAGAUCUUUUUCUCAACUCUUUUCAUGUUA